Messenger RNA from Cricetulus griseus (Chinese hamster), 3021 nucleotides. Lineage: Eukaryota; Metazoa; Chordata; Mammalia; Rodentia; Cricetidae. The record is from RefSeq and is a predicted model, not a curated record.
AUGGCGGGGACGCCAAAUGAGUGUUACGCCACUGAGCUGCAUCCCAGCCUGGUGACACCACUCAGUAAAGAGGAUUGGGAAAAGGACGGGAAGGCAAAUCGGCCACAAAAGGCGAGUUUUCACGACUGCCGGACAAAGGAAAGCCGAGCGCACCUCCACACAGUCGCAACUCCGCUCUCUGGAGCAGCUCGCGACUUCAGCACCACGGAGAGCGGCACCUCCUCCUCGGCCACCCGUGGGGAGCCAGAUCCCUGCGACUCAGCCCAGGAUUCGGGUCAUCUAGAGGAGGGACAAUUCUGCAUGUUCUACUCUCAAUUCAUUCAGAACUUAACAGACAGUGCCUCUGAUGUUAGCUGCUUCCUCUACCAAACUGUUGGCGUCACUGACAGCAGAACUAGCCCCUCGGAGCUGGUUUACUUCAGAACUGACACCUGGUUGGGGAGCAACACCUUCAAAAGCAUGCAGCGCAGGCACACCACCUUGAGGGAGAAGGGGCGGCGCCAGGCCAUCCGGGGGCCCGCUUACAUGUUCAACGAGAAGGGCACCAGCCUGACGCCUGAGGAGGAGCGCUUCCUGGACUCGGCUGAAUAUGGCAACAUACCAGUGGUCAGGAAAAUGCUGGAGGAGUCCAAGACCCUCAAUUUUAACUGUGUGGACUACAUGGGGCAGAAUGCCCUGCAGCUGGCUGUGGGCAAUGAGCACCUGGAGGUCACGGAACUGCUGCUGAAGAAGGAGAACUUGGCACGAGUGGGCGACGCGCUGCUGCUGGCCAUCAGCAAGGGCUAUGUGCGCAUUGUGGAGGCCAUCCUCAACCACCCAGCCUUCGCGCAGGGUCAGCGCCUGACGCUCAGCCCGCUGGAGCAGGAGCUGCGGGACGACGACUUCUACGCCUACGACGAGGAUGGCACGCGCUUCUCCCACGACAUCACACCCAUCAUCCUGGCGGCGCACUGCCAGGAGUACGAGAUCGUGCACAUCCUGCUGCUCAAGGGCGCGCGCAUCGAGCGGCCCCACGACUACUUCUGCAAGUGCAACGAGUGCACAGAGAAGCAACGCAAGGACUCCUUCAGCCACUCGCGCUCGCGCAUGAACGCCUACAAAGGGCUGGCCAGCGCCGCCUACCUGUCCCUGUCCAGCGAAGACCCUGUCCUCACUGCGCUGGAGCUAAGCAAUGAGUUAGCCAGACUGGCCAACAUUGAAACUGAAUUCAAGAACGAUUACAGGAAGUUAUCUAUGCAAUGCAAGGAUUUUGUGGUGGGCGUGCUGGACCUGUGCCGAGACACAGAAGAGGUGGAAGCCAUUUUAAAUGGGGAUGUGAACUUCCAAGUCUGGUCCGACCACCACCGUCCAAGUCUGAGCCGGAUCAAACUCGCCAUUAAAUACGAAGUCAAGAAGUUCGUUGCUCACCCUAACUGUCAGCAGCAAUUACUUACCAUGUGGUAUGAAAAUCUCUCAGGCUUACGGCAACAGUCUAUCGCUGUGAAAUUCCUGGCUGUCUUUGGAGUCUCCAUAGGCCUCCCUUUUCUCGCCAUAGCCUAUUGGAUUGCUCCGUGCAGCAAGCUAGGACGAACUCUGAGGAGCCCCUUCAUGAAGUUUGUAGCCCAUGCGGUGUCGUUUACAAUCUUCUUGGGACUGUUAGUUGUGAAUGCAUCCGACCGGUUUGAGGGGGUUAAGACCCUGCCCAAUGAGACCUUCACAGACUACCCCAAACAGAUCUUCAGAGUGAAAACCACGCAGUUCUCCUGGACGGAGAUGCUCAUCAUGAAGUGGGUCUUAGGAAUGAUCUGGUCGGAAUGCAAGGAGAUCUGGGAGGAGGGGCCGCGGGAGUACGUGCUGCACCUGUGGAACCUGCUGGAUUUCGGCAUGCUCUCCAUCUUCGUGGCUUCCUUCACCGCCAGGUUCAUGGCCUUCCUCAAGGCCAGCGAGGCCCAGCUGUACGUGGACCAGUACGUGCAGGACCUAACGCUGCACAACGUCUCACUUCCGCCGGAAGUGGCCUACUUCACCUACGCCAGGGACAAAUGGUGGCCUUCAGACCCCCAGAUCAUUUCAGAAGGGCUGUACGCCAUAGCGGUGGUGCUCAGCUUCUCUCGAAUUGCCUACAUCCUGCCAGCCAACGAGAGCUUCGGGCCCUUGCAGAUCUCCCUGGGAAGGACUGUGAAAGACAUCUUCAAGUUCAUGGUCAUUUUUAUCAUGGUAUUUGUGGCCUUCAUGAUUGGCAUGUUCAACCUGUACUCCUACUACCGAGGUGCGAAGUUCAACCCAGCAUUUACCACAGUUGAAGAAAGCUUUAAAACCUUGUUUUGGUCCAUAUUUGGCUUGUCUGAGGUGAUCUCGGUGGUGCUGAAAUACGACCACAAAUUCAUUGAGAACAUUGGCUACGUGCUGUAUGGCGUCUACAACGUCACCAUGGUGGUUGUGCUGCUCAACAUGCUGAUAGCCAUGAUCAACAACUCCUAUCAGGAAAUCGAGGAAGACGCGGACGUGGAAUGGAAAUUUGCUCGAGCGAAGCUCUGGCUUUCUUACUUCGAUGAAGGCAGAACUCUACCUGCUCCUUUUAACCUAGUGCCAAGUCCAAAAUCCUUUUAUUAUCUCAUAAUGAGAAUCAAGAUGUGCCUCGUAAAGCUCUGCAAAUCCAAGGCCAAAAGCUGUGAGAAUGACCUGGAAGUAUGCAUCUUUCUUUCUUUGUUCUAGAAGACUCGCUACCAGGCGGGCAUGAGGAAUUCUGAAAAUCUGACAGCAAACAACACUUUCAGCAAACCCACCAGAUACCAGAAAAUCAUGAAGCGGCUCAUAAAGAGAUACGUGCUGAAGGCCCAGGUAGACAGAGAAAAUGACGAAGUCAACGAAGGUGAACUCAAAGAAAUCAAGCAAGACAUCUCCAGCCUUCGCUAUGAGCUUCUUGAAGAGAAGUCGCAAGCUACGGGCGAGCUGGCAGACCUGAUCCAACAACUCAGUGAGAAAUUUGGGAAGAACUUAAACAAGGACCACCUUCGGGUGAACAAGGGCAAGGACAUUUAG